AUUCGUCGCUUCAGUCCAGUAGUAGCCACCGAUAAAAUCGGUCGGGAAAUUCAAUCGAUAAUAACAGUUAACAUCCGUUCUAGACCUGGCCGACAACCUGUUGCGUGUUCGGAGAAACCACCAUUCGUUAGAGUAUCCUAGUUAUUAUAAAGUCUUUUGAAGGAUAAUUUUGGCUCAAUCAUGUUUCUAUUGAGGGGCAAAACCUGAGAAGCUUGUGUAAGAUAGUUAUUGUAUGUGGGAAUCAACGCACUCUUGGAGAACAAACGCGUGAUGAUUACUAUCCACUUAAUAAUUGAUAUACAGUAAUUGAAGGUGAACGGAAAACAAACCAAAGUUAAAGUGCAAUGAACUGACAGUAUAUUCAAAAUUCAUGUGAUGUUCAAGAACCGUUGAAACGCGAGGAAGCGAAAAGUUUUCAAAACAGCGACGAAUCAUUCUUAUCAGAGUUAUAACCCCGCUUAGGAUUAGUCAGUGAUUUAUCAACACCCCGCGUCCAAACAUUACUAGGCGAUUUAGCAGAAAACAGCAAUGACGACUACCAACUUCGCAAAGUUUAUUCUACUGCUGUGGAAGAACUGGAUCAUUGCAAAGCGGCAUUACUUUCAGACAUUUUUUGAAAUUGCAAUACCCGUGCUUGCUUCCACGUUGCUCAUAUUAGUACGCGGUCUUGUGGACGCUGAUCAUUUCAAGUUUAAUUUAAUAUUUCUACCGCUUGACUUGACGUCGAUCAUCCAUCUAAGGACGAUUCCCAUGAAUCCCCCUCUGCAGCACACAAUUGCAUAUUCACCGGAAAAUGAACUGUUGGAACGAAUAGUCGCACGUUCCGUGGGAAUUUUCGAUGAUCCUAUGGUGAACACGAUUGCAUUCAGCAACUCUAGCAUAAUGCAGGCUUUUCUUCAGAACAAUAAUCUUCUAGCUGGGAUUGAAUUUCCGGAUGCAUAUGUGAACAUACAAACUCUACCGGAGCAUAUGGAGUUCGCCAUACGAUUUCCAGCCGAGAUGCGCACAUUUGUUCAGGUGGGAACGGAGUUCUGGAACAACUGGCAAACCAACAGACUUUUUCCAGCGUUCGAAACUCCUGGCCCGAGAAAUCCCGUGCGAGACGAUGGCGGCUAUCCAGCCAACUACUAUCGCGAAACGUUUGCCCAGGUGCAAAGUGCCAUUUCCCAGUCCAUCGUAGUGGAACGGAACCCGGAACUGGUGAUUCCGGAUGUGUUUUUGCGGCGUUAUCCCCACCCACCGUUCUACAGCGAUCCGUUGCUUCUGGGGUUGGAAAAUUUGCUCCCACUGAUCAUUGUCGUGGCGUUCUUCUACACAUGUAUCAACACCGUUAAAUACAUUGCCGUGGAGAAAGAAAAGCAGCUGAAGGAGGCAAUGAAAAUCAUGGGUCUUCGGAGUUGGCUACACUGGACUGCAUGGUUUGUGAAGACCAUGAUUCUGCUUCUGGUUUCGAUUUCCUUGAUCACCAUUCUACUUUGCAUUAGCAUGACCAGCAACACCGAUCUGGCCGUGUUUACUUAUGCAGAAUGGUCAGUAGUUUGGGUUUACCUGUUGGUCUACAGUACGGCAACCAUCACAUUUUGCUUUAUGAUGAGUACAUUUUUCUCUAAAGCUAACACCGCUGCUGGAAUCGCUGGACUAAUGUGGUUCAUAUUCGUCAUGCCGUACAACAUUGCAUUUUCCAACUAUGACACAAUGUCCUUGUCAGCGAAGUUGGCUCUUUGCUUAUUCCACAACUCUGGAAUGUCUUUUGGGUUUAUGUUGAUGAUGCGUCACGAAGGAACUACGACAGGCGUACAGUGGCAUAACUUAUUUGAUCCGAUAACUGUUGAUGAUGACCUAAGCGUAGGAGCUACCAUGAUGAUGUUACUAGCGGAUUCUGUGAUCUACCUCGUGAUAGCGCUCUAUGUCGAAAAGGUACUUCCGGGAGAAUUCGGCAUAGCUCAACCUUGGUAUUUUCCAUUUACUGUCAGCUUUUGGACAAAUAAAGUUGACAUUGUAGAUGAUGCGGAUGGGUUCGUAGAAGCGUCAGAAUCUAGAGAACCAGAUCCAGCAGGAAAACAUGCGGGUAUCAAAAUCAAGGGACUACGGAAAGCUUUUGAUAAAGAAAAGGUGGCCGUCAAAGGUCUUCAUCUGAACAUGUUUGACGACCAGAUAACGGUUUUGCUUGGACACAAUGGCGCAGGUAAAACAACAACUAUGUCGAUGUUAACAGGAGUGUUCUCGCCCACAUCUGGAACGGCUCUUAUAAACGACUGUGAUAUACGCACAAAUAUAGACGGCGCUCGUCAAUCUCUAGGCCUUUGUCCGCAGCAUAACGUUUUGUUCAACGAGAUGACAGUUGCCGAGCACAUUGAAUUCUUUGCUCGAUUAAAAGGUGUCGAGAGGAAGAAUAUUGCCAGUGAGAUUCGUCAUUAUGUUAAGAUAUUGGAGUUGGAGGACAAGAUCAGUUCGCAAUCACAUACCCUAUCAGGUGGAAUGAAACGAAAAUUGGCAGUUGGAAUUGCACUGUGUGGAGGAUCAAAAGUUGUUCUAUGUGAUGAACCGACGUCUGGCAUGGAUCCAGCUGCAAGGCGCGCUUUGUGGGACUUGUUGAUCAUGGAAAAGAAAGGAAGAACAAUUCUGUUGUCUACACAUUUUAUGGACGAAGCAGACAUUCUUGGCGAUCGAAUAGCUAUAAUGGCGGAUGGUGAAUUGAAAGCAGUUGGUUCUUCAUUUUUCCUGAAAAAGAAAUUCGGUGUAGGAUACCGUCUGAUUUGCGUCAAAGGAGAUGGAUGUAAUCCUCAGAAUGUUACUGCAUUAAUACAACGAUACAUUCCAAGUUGUCAUGUCGAUACCGACAUAGGAACAGAGCUCUCUUAUGUCCUAGAAGAGAACUAUACUAAUGUAUUUCAAGCUCUACUAGAAGAUCUGGAAGAGAACUCAGAACAACUUAGCAUUGAUAGCUACGGAAUAUCACUUACCACAUUGGAAGAAGUUUUUCUCAAAGUUGGAAGCGAUUCCUUACCUCAGGAGAAACCAGAGAAUCAAAGUAACGGAUUUUUAUAUGAAAAUGGAGCCGCUGGUUCCACGGUUACUAUUAACUUUGACGAAAACGAAAAACUUCUUACCGGUGCAGCACUGAAACUUAACCAAAUACAAGCGAUGUUUUUGAAAAAGUUUAUAGCAACCUGCAGAGGAUGGAUUGCGAUGCUGGUUCAAAUUUUCAUUCCUAUAUUCUUCGUAAUCAUGACCGUAAUAAUUGUAAGAUCUUUUCCGGACAGCGUUCAGCUACCAACAUUGAGAAUUACUCUGAAUGAUUAUCUACGAACUACAACUGUUCUUGAGGCAGCAACUGAUGAGCUGGACGUCGUACACUCCUAUCAAAAACUGUUUGGCCAAUAUGGAAAAGAGACUCAACUAUUGACAAUCACAGAACCGAUGACUGACUACAUAUUGCGAAGGACAAUAGAAAACACUCCGUUGGUGAUGAAUCAAUUUCUGGUUGGCGCAACCAUCAGUUCCGAUAAUGUCACCGUGUGGUUCAACCCCCAAGGUUUCCACACUGUACCGUUGACAAUCAAUUUGUUUUAUAACGCACUGCUGCGAUCGACGUGCCCCAGCUGUUCGAUAGAAGUUACCAACCAUCCGUUGCCAUUUAGGCCGGAAACUCGAUUCACGCAGCUUCAGGCUGGCAAUAACAUGGGUUUCCAGCUGGCCUUCAACACUGGAUUCGCUAUGGCGUUCGUGGCAGCGCUCUAUGUGUUAUUCUACAUCCGAGAACGAGUUUCCCGAGCCAAGCUGCUACAGUUUGUGAGCGGGGUAAACGUGUUUGCCUUUUGGAUGGUGUCCUUUUUGUGGGAUUACAUGACCUAUAUCGUUACCGUUCUGUUCUACGUAGCAACACUCGCUGCAUUCCAGGAGGAUGGCUGGUCAACGGGAGAAGAACUUGGACGUGUAUUCCUGAUAUUGAUGGUCUUUGGAUUCGCAUUCUUGCCGCUCACGUAUCUGCUGUCGUUCCGAUUUGAAGUUCCAGCUAGUGGAUUCGUCAAAUUGAUGCUGCUAAAUAUCUUCACGGGUAUAAUAUUUUUCAUGGCUGUGUUCCUUCUCCUGUUCGAUGGCUUUGACCUGGAGCAUGUUGGACGCGGUUUAGAGUGGGGUUUCAUGAUUUUCCCCUUGUUUGCAUUAAGUCACGCUUUGAGUAAUGUAAACAUUGCAUCGACAACUCUCCAAAUUUGCGAUGCUCAGUGUAGCAUUAUACCGGGAUGUAAUGAAAAACUCAUCUGCGAACUGUUUCCGAAUUGUUGUGGUGUUGAAAUAUUCUCAUUCGAUCCAACGGGAAUCAAUCGAAACUUGUUGUUCAUGGCUGGACUAGGAUUAGGGUGUUUUGCUUUGCUCAUGUUCGUUGAGUAUCGAGUGUUUAGCAAAUUGUCUGACAUCAUAACUUCAAAGAAAUCCCCAUCAACUUUGACUCCAACUACAUCUACAGAUAGUGAUGUUUUGGCUGAAAAAGAACGUGUUCGUCAAAUGACCAUGAGCGAAAUAAGCGCCACUAAUCUGGUGCUUCGAGACGUAACCAAAUAUUACAAAUCUUUUCUGGCAGUGAAUCAAAUAUCUGUAUCAGUUGAACAUUCCCAAUGCUUUGGAUUACUAGGCGUUAACGGAGCCGGUAAAACUUCAACCUUCAAGAUGAUGACCGGUGAUGAGAACAUUUCCGCUGGAGAUGCAUGGGUUAGUGGGAUUAAUUUAAAGACCGCCAUGACCACAGUUCAUCAGCAGAUUGGAUACUGCCCACAAUUUGAUGCACUUAUAGAUGACCUUACAGGCAGAGAAACAAUGAAAAUAUUUGCGCUGCUCAGAGGUGUGCCAAAAAAUGAAAUAUCCGCGGUUUCCAUGAAACUUGCUGAGGAUUUGAAUUUCAAAAAGCACAUCGACAAACGCACGAAACAAUACAGUGGUGGAAACAAAAGGAAGCUUAGUACUGCUCUGGCUUUGUUAGGUAAUCCAACAGUCGUCUAUCUAGAUGAGCCUACCACUGGUAUGGAUCCUGGUGCCAAACGACAGCUAUGGGACGUGAUUUGUAAAGAACGAAGUGCAGGCAAGUCGAUUGUACUGACAUCCCAUAGUAUGGAAGAAUGUGAAGCUUUAUGCACAAAGUUGGCCAUCAUGGUCAACGGAGAAUUCAAAUGUAUAGGAUCAACGCAACAUUUGAAGAACAAAUUUUCUAACGGCUAUUUCCUGACCAUAAAACUAAAGAAGAAAGCUACCGAAGACGCCACUGAAAAGGUAUCAGAAAUUAAAGCGUACAUAAGUGAACAUUUCCAAGAUGCAGAACUCAAAGAGGAAUACCUUGAAUCAAUCACCUACCAAAUCCCAAAAUCCGAAGUUCGCUGGUCAGCAAUGUUUGGACUGAUGGAACAAGCCAAGCAAAUUCUCGACAUUGAAGACUACGUGCUCGGGCAAACCACGCUCGAGCAGGUAUUUUUGUCAUUUACGAAAUAUCAACGAGUGGUUGCCGAUUGACAUCCGGUUAACGUCAGUGAUGCAUAAGCCCAGGUUACAUAUCAAGUACAAAUAUUAAUUUAUUAUGCUGUUCACAAUACUUAUGCAUUAUACACACAUAUUUUUGCAAGUAUGUUCUU
Aedes aegypti (yellow fever mosquito) is the source of this 5621-nucleotide messenger RNA. Its product is annotated as ATP-binding cassette sub-family A member 3. Gene Ontology annotation, biological process: transmembrane transport; lipid transport. The transcript is spliced from 10 exons. The record is from RefSeq and is a predicted model, not a curated record. Gene Ontology annotation, molecular function: ATP binding; ABC-type transporter activity; lipid carrier activity. NCBI's taxonomy places the organism in Eukaryota, Metazoa, Arthropoda, Insecta, Diptera, Culicidae. The coding region runs from base 529 to 5502 and encodes 1657 amino acids. Gene Ontology annotation, cellular component: membrane; intracellular membrane-bounded organelle.